AUGGGAGACCCCUUAGGAGCAGUCGGCUCUAUUGUGGGCAUUGCCGCUUUUGGCCUUAAGUUCGCAACGACGCUACAAACAUACAUCGAGGCUGUAGCUGAUGCGGAAGAAAGCUUACGGGAGAUUGCUCUAGAUGUCAGUGAAACAGCGUCCGCUCUAAAACAACUCGAAGACUACAUGAAACCCGAUCAGAGUGGUCAAACAAUUGCGAAUGAUUCGGGAGUGGAAGACGUUGCACGACUCGCAUCGCAGUGCGAGAAAGUUUAUACUGUCAUCAUCUAUAUUAUCGCUAAGGCUGUCGGCGUGCCAAAGGACGACAAUGGCAAAGUAACCCUUGAUGCAUUAGAUUUACACAGCUUAGAUGCCCCAAGUCGAAUGCGGAAGCUCAUAUGGCCCUUACGAGAAUAUCGUAUUAGAAAGCAUCGUGAAGAGCUAAGAUGGUUAAAAUUUAGCCUACUUUUUCGACUGGGACUCAUGGAGCUUGCAAAGAACAAAAAGAUGUUCGUAUUGCAUAUAACCUUGUCUUGA
Molecule: messenger RNA, 528 nt
Organism: Daldinia childiae
Lineage: Eukaryota; Fungi; Ascomycota; Sordariomycetes; Xylariales; Hypoxylaceae
Exons: 1
Coding region: 1-528 (175 amino acids)
Source: RefSeq, a predicted model, not a curated record